Molecule: messenger RNA, 1218 nt
Organism: Rhagoletis zephyria (snowberry fruit fly)
Lineage: Eukaryota; Metazoa; Arthropoda; Insecta; Diptera; Tephritidae
Source: RefSeq, a predicted model, not a curated record
AUGUCAUCACCAGGUAAUGAAAAGGCAAGUUCAAUCAACUCGCAACCAGAGAAGAAAAAGAUGAAGAUGAAAAGCAGUGAAAAGUCCAGUGAAACUCGACCAAACAGCACUCCUUCAAGCACCAGCAAGGAGAUGAUGGCUUACACUGAAAGCGAGCCGAGCCUCGAAGCAUUCGAGGAUGAGAUAGCAGCUGAGGCAUACCGCGAAGAGCAGGAGCUAGUUUUUCACGUCUUUUCCAAAACCACAACCAGCCCGGUCUCAAUGGAAACAAGCAGUAGUAGUAGUAGUAGCAACAGCGAUGGCAGCAACUCUAACAGCAACUCAAACGGCGGCACCAGUUUUGAUGACACUCAAUCACUGCGCGUUGAUCCCGUCACCGGCCACCAGUGUGUCUUUAAAAACUUGGCCGAUGACGAGGCUAGUCUGGCCACCAAUCUAGAGACAACCCUUUCUCUUCGUUCCAACUACAUCAAAGCGAAUCAGGGCACUUCAGCAGCCGGUCCAAUGUCUACCACCAGUGGGCCACAGUCAUCGACUUGGGCCAAGAGCAAUGCUCCCUCUUUGAAGACCACCAAGUCACUGUCCUCGAGCAAGGACGUCCUCCUCCUUUACAGUGGCCUGGCGAAUGAGGACGGUCAGAGUAGCCACGUGAACGCCGUUCUCCAGCUGCUGUACAGCUGGAAACCCAUUCCACUAUACGUGCGCUCCAACAAGGACGAUGUUCCAGCCAACGUCAGUCCCUCGCUGCACCGUUCUCUGGACACGCUUUUCCAGGUGAUGGCCGGCUCUAUUUCUAGUCGAUGUGAUCAACGUGAAGUCGGUGCUGGCAANCGCACUGUCACAGCUCGAUCAGUUGCGUUGAAUGCUUCAGUGCUGGAGAAGCUGAAGAAGCGCAGUGCCGUCGACUUUCUUGUCGCCAUACUGCAGACGCUGCACAGUGAGGUGAACAAGGCACGUCCAGCUCACUCAGCCUCAACAAACAAUAUCACUUCGGCAGAAACUGCCUGGGAGCACAAGCUGGACACUGAAGAUGACAGCUUUCUGGUGCACCUCAUCAAAGGACAGCUGCAGUCGGUGGUGAACUGUCUGAGCUGUGGUGCAAAGAACAGCCUCAGCUGGAGUUCCUUUUGGACGUUGGCUGUUCCGCUGCCGCCGCCAGAGGCUCUGAAGAAGGAGCUCACUCUGUCAGACUGUCUUGGCCAGUACCUGGCGGUUCAG